Messenger RNA from Vitis vinifera (wine grape), 1766 nucleotides. Its product is annotated as (-)-alpha-terpineol synthase-like. Gene Ontology annotation, molecular function: terpene synthase activity; magnesium ion binding. The record is from RefSeq and is a predicted model, not a curated record. Gene Ontology annotation, biological process: diterpenoid biosynthetic process. The transcript is spliced from 6 exons. The annotation marks the transcript as partial. Lineage: Eukaryota; Viridiplantae; Streptophyta; Magnoliopsida; Vitales; Vitaceae.
AGUGUACCGACAAUGGCCCAAGAGGAUAAGAGAGGUAAGUAGCCCCCAGGGUUGCCGGAUCAUUUUUGUAAAAUAAUCAUUCCCAAGUUGGAUAUAAGAGACUUAUGAGAAAAGCAAAAUGCUCAUUAUGGUGACCAUGGUGGAUUAUUUGGAUUAUGUUUCCCAAAGCAAUGAGGAUAAGAGAUCUACUAGCCCCCACAAAAAUUAUGAACAGAAGGCAGAUCCAGAUGGGAUUUGCAAAUGUUCUAGAAUUAGUGGUAUUUUUCCCAAGGAUUAGUGCCUCGGACGGAUCUGUAAAUAUGUAUAUACUGAUUUCAAUUGGAUUAAGUAACCUAACAAUCCAAAGAUUAGGCCAGUCUUUGUACUAGCAGAUCUCCAUGGCUCUUUCCAUGCUUGCUUCAAUUCCUAAUCUGAUCACGCACACAAGACUUCCAAUCAUAACAAAAUCCAGCAGCUGUAAGGCUUCUCCUAGAGGAAUCAAGGUCAAAAUUGGCAACAGCAAUUGUGAGGAAAUCACUGUUAGGCGAACUGCAAACUACCAGCCUACCAUUUGGGACUAUGAUUAUGUGCGGUCACUUAGAAGUGAUUAUGUGGGAGAAACAUACACCAGAAGACUUGAUAAGCUAAAGAGAGAUGUGAAGCCAAUGCUUGGGAAAGUGAAGAAGCCUUUGGAUCAGCUGGAGCUAAUCGAUGUCUUGCAAAGGCUUGGAAUAUAUUAUCACUUCAAGGAUGAAAUAAAGAGAAUAUUGAACAGCAUAUACAACCAGUACAAUCGGCAUGAAGAGUGGCAGAAAGAUGAUUUAUACACAACAGCUCUUGAAUUUAGACUGUUAAGGCAGCAUGGCUAUGAUGUGCCUCAAGACGUUUUUAGUAGAUUCAAGGACGAAACAGGGAGCUUUAAGGCAUGCCUGUGUGAAGAUAUCAAGGGACUGCUCUGUUUGUAUGAAGCUUCAUACCUAUGUGUACAAGGAGAAAGUACCUUGGAGCAGGCCAGAGACUUCGCACACAGACAUCUUGGAAAGGGCCUUGAGCAAAACAUAGAUCAAAAUCUUGCCAUUGAGGUGAACCAUGCCUUAGAGCUUCCAUUGCAUUGGAGAAUGCCAAGGUUAGAGGCAAGGUGGUUCAUAGACGUAUACGAGAAAAGACAGGACAUGAAUCCUAUCUUGCUGGAGUUUGCUAAAUUGGACUUCAAUAUGGUACAAGCCACACACCAGGAGGAUCUAAGACACAUGUCUAGCUGGUGGAGGAGUACACGCCUGGGAGAAAAGUUGAAAUUUGCUAGGGACAGGCUGAUGGAGAAUUUCCUAUGGACUGUGGGAGAGAUAUUUGAGCCUCAGUAUGGAUAUUAUAGGAGGAUGUCCACGAAGGUUAACACGCUCAUAACUAUAAUUGAUGAUGUUUACGACGUUUAUGGUACAUUGGAUGAACUUGAGCUUUUUACAGAUGCUGUUGACAGGUGGGAUAUCAAUGCAAUGGAUCCACUUCCAGAUUAUAUGAAGUUGUGCUUCCUUGCCCUCUACAACUCCACUAAUGAAAUGGCCUAUGAUGCUCUUAAGGAACAUGGUUUACACAUCAUUUUCUAUCUUAGAAAAGCGUGGGCAGACUUAUGUAAAUCUUACUUACUGGAGGCAAAGUGGUACUAUAGUGGAUAUACACCAAGCCUACAAGAAUACAUUAGCAAUUCAUGGAUUUCAAUAUCAGGUCCUGUAAUACUAGUCCAUGCCUAUUUUCUUGUCGCAAAUCCAAUCACCAAGGAGGCCUUGCAG